AUGGACUACGACCGCGGCGCCCCCGACCUGGGCCUCGCGUCGACGCUCGACGAGAUCCUCGGCGAGGCGGACCCGCUCGGCGCCUGGGACGCGGACCUGCGGAGCCAGGCGCCGCAGAAGACGCCGGGCGACGCCCUCUGGGCCGGCCAGACGCGCCGCGUGUCGCCGGACGAGCAGACCAACCGGACGCUCUUCCCGGAGCGCGUCAUCGACGACGACUCCGAGGGCGAGGCGACGCGCGGCCCCGACCCGCCGCUCGCGAACCUCUCGCAGCUCCAGGCGUGGGCCGCCGACGCCGCGCGGCGCUUGCAAGCCGCCGCCGCGCGGGGCGAGGCGGACCGCCUCAAGAUACUCGCGCUCGAGGCGGCGGCCUCGCGGCCCAAGAAAAGUGACGACGAGCAGGCGGCCUGGCGCCUCGAGCGCGCGACGCUCGAGACGCUCGCGAAGGCCCGAGAACGGGCCCACGCCGAAAAGGUCAAGGAGAUGCUCGCCGACUCGCUCAAGGCCCAAUCCGCGCUCGAGGCGGCCAAGGACGAGGUGAUCGAAUCCUUGACGACGGAGCUCGAGGAGACGAAGCGCGAGCUCCGCACCGAGACGCAAAAGGGCUGCGAGCUCGAGGCCGCCGUCGACGCGCGGAACGCUCGGAUCGACGAGCUCAAGGACGAGAAGGCGUCGCUGCAAAAAGCCAACGCGUCGCUCGAGGCCAAGCUCGCGACCAGAAAGCAGCGCGACGGCACGCCCACAAAGGCCCGGCUCGACCUGGGCGAGGACGUCGACGACGAAGAGGAGAACGCCCUCGAGCCCUACGUCGCGCCGCCGGAGUCCCCGCAGAAGGAAGGCGACGACGACGACGAGCUCGCGGGCUACCUGGUGGCCGCUCCACCCACGGAGGACGCGCUCGCGCGCCAGGAUGCGCGCCACCAACGCGGCGCGGACCUCGAGCUCCGCGCGCGGCUGAAAGCCGCAGAAGCCGCGCUGCGGAGCCUUUCGGACGAGCGCCGCAAGGAGAGUCGCGCGGCGGCGCGCGAGCGCGAGCAACUCAAGGAAGAGCUCGCGCGCCUGGCGACCCGCCACGCCUCCGAGAAAGUCGAGCUGGGCGCCCGCGUCGCGGCGCAAGAACGCGACGAGAAGAACGAACUGCGCUGCGCGCUGGAUCUGGCGGCCAAGGACCGCGACGCCCUGCGGAGCGACAUUGCGGGCCUCAAGGCGCGCUGCGACGCGAGCGACGCCGCCGCCUCGGAGGCGGCCGAGGCCGCGGCGGAGGCCCGGGCGUCGGCCGCCGCGGCCGCCGCGGCGCGCGACGCCACGGACGCGCGGCUCGCGAAGGCCGUGGCGGAGCACGCUUCCAUGUCGGCGCCGCACGAGGAAGAGGAGACCGCGGCGCUGCGCGCGGCGGCAGCGGCGGCGCGCGCGGACGCGGACGCGGCGGCCGCGCGCGCGGACGGGUUCGAGCGCCGCGUCGCGGCGCUCCAGGCCGAGGCGGCCGCCGCCACGGCGCUCGCCGCGGACCGGGGCCGGUCGCUCGAGGCGGCCGAGGCGCGCGCGCGCGCGGCCGAGGCCGACGCCGCCGCCGCGCGCCGCGCCGCGACGGCAGCUGAGGCGCGCGCCGAGGCGGCGUCGUGGUCCGACGAGACGCGCGGCGACGCGGUUGCGGCGGCCGUGUCGGCGGCCGUCGCGCGCGCCGACGCGUCGGACGCGGCGGCGCGCGAGCUCGCCGACGAGGCCGCCGCGUUGCGCGCCUCGGUGACGGCCGCGCGCGACGCCGAGGCGGCCGCGGCGGCCGCGGGCGCGGCGCUGGCGAGCGCAGCCGCGUCGGCGGCGCUCGUCGCGGCGCGCGGCGAGCGGGCGGCCGGCGCCAGCGAGGGCGCGGCGGCCGAGGCGCGCGACCGCGCCGCCGCCGAGCGCGCGGCGCUGCAGGAGGCGGCCGCGGCAGCGGCCGUCGAGCGCGCGGCGCUCGGCGCGCGCGUGGCGGCCGUCGAGGCGGCCUCGGCGGAAGCGUCGACCGCCGCGGCGGCCGCGCGCGACCGCGCCGACGCGGCGGACGCCGCGGCGGCGGCGGCCGUCGCCGACCUGGCGGCGCGCCGCGAGACGGAGGUGCUGCUGGACGGCGAGAAGCUCGAGGCGGCGACGCGCUGCGCCGAAGACGUCGCGCGGCAGGGCCGCGACGCGGUCGAGGCGACGCUGCGGGAGCGCGACGAGGCGCUAGCCGCGGCGCGCGAGGAGAUCUCCGCGGCGCGGGGCGAGGCGGCGGCGGCGCGCGCGGCGGCCGCCGCGGCCGUCGCGGACUCGGCGGCCAAAACUGCGGCGCUGCCGCACACGAACGAGGAGGCCACCAAGGCCCGCGACGCCGCGCGCCGGGCCGAGCUCGCGCGGCUCGAGAGCGCGCGCGCCUACGAGGCCAAGCUCCGGGAGGUCGAGGACCGGGCCGACGCCAAGCUCCGCAAGGUGGAGCGCGCCCACGAGGUCGCGCUCAAGCGCAUUCAGGGCGUGUCCGUGCAGGAGGGCGCCGCGGCCUCGAAGAAAGCGACGGAGGCGCUGCGGGGCCUCGCGGCCGAGCGCCAGUUCACCGACCGCGAGGCGGCGGCGCGCGCGGCCUGGGGCGCGCGCGUCGACGCGCUCACGUCCGAGCUAGCCGUGCGCACGAAGGAGCGCGCCGAAGCCCUGGACCUCCAGCGGGUGGCCUACGAGUCGGCGAUGCACGUGGCCGUCGUCGACGCCGUCGCCGAGGCCGUAGAGUCCUGCGAUGCCGACAAGGCGGCGGCCGUGGCGGCGUCCCAGGCCGCCGCGGCCGUGGCGGCGGCCGACGCCGCGGCGCGCGAGCAGGCGGCGGCCGAGGAGCUCGCCGCCGCGCGCGCGGCCUUUGCCGACGAGCUGGCGGCCGCGCGCGCCGCGGCGUCGGCGGCGGGCUCGCUCACGCGCGACACGGCGGCGCACGUCGACGCGGCCCGCGCCGAGGCGGCCGCCGAGGUCGCGGCGGCGCGCAAGGCGGCGGCGGCGGCCGGCGCGUCGCGGGCCGAGGCCGAGAGCGCGCGCGCCGCGGCCGACGCCGCGCGGCGCGAGCGCGACGACGCCGCGGCGCGCCUGGCGGCCGCCGCGGAGGCGCACGCGCGCGCCGACGAGGCCGCCGCGCGCCGCCUCGCCGACGCGGCGCGCGCGGCCGCGGACGCCACGGGCGAGAAGGACCGCGCGCACGCGAGCCGCCUCGCGGGCCUGCGCGCGGCCCACGCCACGGAGCUCGCGCGGCGCGACGCGACGCACCGCGACCAGCUGGACCAGUUCCGCAAGCUGCUCGAGGAGGAGGCGCGCCGCGUCGGCGAGACGGACGCGCUUUCGGGCCACGACGUCGCGAGCGCGCGCGACGCGGCGGCGGCCUACGCGCGCAAGGCCUGGGCGGCGACGGGCGAUUCGAACUACGUCGCCGCGACGGCGGAGCCCUACGAGGUGUACGUCGACCGCCUCGCCGUGCUGGCGCGGGCCGGCAGCGGGGCGCUCGAGGCGGCGGCGGCCGUCGAGGACGUCGCGGCGCGGCUGGAGUCGGCGUCCGACGACGCGGCGCACCUCAAGGAGGCGGCGGCGACGAUCCGGACCAUCGUGUCGCCGCUGCAGACGCCGCGCGCCCGGCCGCGCGUCGCCGUCGUCUCCGGCGACCACGACGCCGCCGCCGUCUGGCGCAAGCGCUGCGAGGAGAAGGAUCGCGAGCUCGACGCGCUCGCGCGCGAGGCCGAGGCCCGCCUCCGGCGCGCGGCCGACGACGUCCGCCGCGCCGAGGACGCCGCGCAGCAUGCGGAGACGGAGGCGCGGCGCGCCGCCGCGGCGCUCGAGCGCCAGGACGCCGCGGCGCGCGACGGUCGCGUCGACGCGCUCGGCGCGGCCCGCGCCGCCGUCGACGAGGAGCGCCGCAAGGCCGCGCGCGACCUGCGCCAGCGCGACGCCGAGCACGCCGCGGCCCUGUCCUCCCUGCGCGAGCGCUGUGCAAACUGGCUACGCCAGGUCAAGGAGGAGUGGAGCCGCGCGGCCAAGCACGCGCUCGCGAAGCAGCGGCUCCGCCUCGCCGCGCGGCACGAGGCGCUCAACGCCCAGGCGGCGAAGCGAUGGCAGCGCGCGCUGGACGCAGCGCUCGCCGGCCGCGCGACGUCAUCAUCUCUCUCGCCGCCGCCGUUGCGGCGCCGCGACGAAGCCGACGCGCUCUCCGACGACGAGUUCGAGGAUCCUUUCCCGGCCGGUAUCGAGUCGGCGGCUGUGCCCGCGUACUAA
This is a messenger RNA of Pelagomonas calceolata, 4254 nucleotides long. NCBI's taxonomy places the organism in Eukaryota, Pelagophyceae, Pelagomonadales, Pelagomonadaceae. The record is from the annotation of a GenBank genome assembly.